This is a messenger RNA of Scaptodrosophila lebanonensis, 316 nucleotides long. RefSeq lists its product as uncharacterized. The transcript is spliced from 2 exons. Bases 1 to 240 code for a protein of 79 amino acids. NCBI's taxonomy places the organism in Eukaryota, Metazoa, Arthropoda, Insecta, Diptera, Drosophilidae. The record is from RefSeq and is a predicted model, not a curated record.
AUGGCGAAUAAUUUGAUUGCAUUUGCACUGAUCGUGCUGGUAUGUUUGGCCGCGAGCUCUUUGGCUGCCCCCUCGCCAGAUGACUUGGCCAAGUAUGGUGAGUUGGAACGCACGCUGAAGGAGCUGAGUACCUCUAUACUGGCCAUGACUGGUGCUGGAGCAGCCGAGGUGAGCUCCUCUGAUGUGCUGGGCGGUGACAACGAUAAUGCUGGAGCUCUGUCAGACAUGAAUGAGUUUUAGAAAUGAGACGCCUUCCUGAAAAGUUGGCUCAGCUCUGCUUCGCUCGGCUCGGCUCGCUAAAUCGCGUUUAGCAGUU